AAUUGUCGGCUCUCCCCGAUUCCAUCCACCGGUCGAACGCCAGACCCCAACGCGUCGUUUCCUCGAAGCCCACGGGAAUCUUUUCUUCUCAAAUUUUUUAUUGCAAGUGGAUCUUCUCCCCCAUCGCCAUGGCUCCACGCCUCCCCUUCUCCUUCCAGAACUCUCCACCCCAUUGACACCUCCCGAUCCCACUUGUAUCCGUCUAGAAGCUUCUGCUCUCAACUAUUUAAUCCUCUCCGAUCCUCUGCGUUCCCCUUUCUUCAUUUAAUCCAGAAAGUUGAUUCCAUUUCUAAACAUAAUCUUAUCGACUCGUAGCUCCAAAGAAGAAGGAAGAAAAAUCUCAUCUUUUCCUUAUUUCUUCUUCUAAUCCACUUCUCUAUUCUUCCUCACCGUCAUCUUUGGGGGCAUCCAAUUCGUCCUCCUUGUUCUCACCAGUGACCCAUUUGUUCGAACUCCUGUGCCAAUAUAAACAUCCGAUUUUUUUUUCGUUCCUUUGCAUCAGUGUACAUCAGUGUUCACCGUCUCCGUUUUGCAUUCAUUGUGCUUUUCUUUGAUUUUUGCUUAAAAUCUCUUCUAAUUUGUUGAUUAGUUGGCAUUUCUUGCAUCAAGAUCCAAUCUUGCUGUGAUUUUUUUUUUUUUUAUUUGAUCUUUGCGUGGGCUAUGGAUCCAGUGCUCAAUAUAGUGAAGGAGGAGUACCUGGAGGCAGAGGCGAUCUCGUCUCGCCUUGAGGACCCUCCGAUGGAGGCUCCCCGGCCGAUGGAGGGGCUGCACGAAGUCGGGCCGCCGCCUUUCCUCAACAAGACCUAUGACAUGGUUGAUGACCCGAAGACCGAUCGAGUGAUCUCGUGGAGCUCGACGAACAAUAGCUUUGUGGUGUGGGAUCCGGCCACGUUCGCCAUGACUCUGCUUCCAAGAUACUUCAAACACGGCAAUUUCUCUAGCUUUGUGAGACAACUCAACACAUAUGACUCUCUUAGGGGACGAGCAAUGAGAACCAUGUUGCCAAGACAAAAAUGUUUAUUUAUGCAGUGGUUGUGUUCCUAUUUCACUGUUCUUCUUUCUUCUGCCAUCUUAAUUCCGUGAAAAUAUUUUCUUGUUUCUGUUCUUGUGAGCACUUUGGUGAUGAUAAGGCUAAUGCCAUCACUGACAGAAAUAAUGUAAAGUGGAUAAAGUCCAUGUGUGCAAAAUUGAUGUAUCAAUAUUUGUUCUGAUGUGUUUUCAUGAAUUCUUCUCUGUAGCUACCCAGAACAAGCAAACUAGAACAAGCAAAAGAAGCAGAAUGUUCUGCCCUAGCAGGUCCCUGUGAACACCAUCCAAGAAUACUCUGUAGUACAGUUAUUUGUUUGCUUGUUGGUUAUUGCAAUACAUUUAAUUUCUUCUAUUCAGUAAUUUUUCACUUGCCCAAUUAUGCAAAUGAAUGUAAUCGAACAAUCUAUUUCUUUACACUAAAUAUAGAAAAUGAAGGAGAAGAAAGAAGAAAGAAGAAAGAAGAAGAAAAGAGAAUGCCUUAUCGCUGCGAAGGGUUUCAGAAAAGUGGAUCCAGAUACAUGGGAAUUUGCAAAUGAAGGGUUUCUCAGAGGACAGAGGCAUCUCCUCAAGACAAUCAAGAGAAGGAAGCCGCCCUCCUACCCUAACCCAAGGCAGCAAAAUCUUGAUCCAUGUCUUGAGGUGGGGCGCUUCGGAUUUGAUGGAGAAAUCAACAGGUUAAAACGUGACAAGAACAUCUUAAUGGCUGAGGUGGUGAAGUUAAGGCAAGAGCAGCAGACCACACGAGCUCAUCUCCAAGCUAUGGAAGACAGGCUACAUGGUGCAGAGCAAAAGCAGCAACAAAUGAUGGGCUUCUUAGCAAGAGCGGUGCAGAGCCCUGACUUCUUACAGCAAUUGGUGCAGCAGCAGGAGAGAAGAAAAGAGCUUGAAGAAGCCAUUUCUAAGAAAAGGCGCCGACCUAUAGAUAGAGUGCCUUAUCAUUAUGAGGGAGAACCAAGUGAGAGCCAGGAUUUUGAGGCACCAUUUGGAAUUGAAGCAGAAGAAAUGGGUAGCCUUUACGGGCCCGAAGUCUCUGAUUUGGAAAGUUUGGCACUGGAAAUUCAGGGCCUAAGGAAGAGUAAGGAGGAGGAGGAGGAGGAGGAUGACAAACCUAAAGAUAAACAAGGAGGAGGAGGUGAGGAGCUGAAUGAUGAUUUCUGGGAGGAGCUGUUGAACGAAGGGAUUGGAGAGAAUAAGGAUGGAUCAGAGGGAUGCGAUGAUCCAGAUGAUGUCAAUGUCUUGGCUGAGAAAUUGGGUUACCUGAGUUCUAGCAGCCCAAAAUAGAUAGCUAAACAUUUUAUCCUUGAGCUGAGAUAGCUAGUAGCUUUAGAUCAAGGAGGAGACAGAAUCCAAACAUCAUAUUCUUGAUAAUCAACAAUCCAUUCUCUCACAUUUAACCACUUUUCAUUCAAAUAUAUUUGUCUUUUUCUCAUUUGAUUAAACCUUUUAAUGUUCUCUGAGCAGAUUCGCAGACAACAUGCAUGUGCAUUCAAGUAAGUGGGGAAGCUUGCAUCUUCAGGGAUCUGAAGGUCUUUACCUUUUGCAAGUCUUUGUUGAAGAUCUCCAGGCUUGUUUGCAUGUUGAUGUGGGAUUGAAGCUUACUGAUCUUAGUUUGAGUCUUGUGGAUAAGGGGCCAUGUCUGUUAUAUCGCGAAGAUGUAACAUGUAGCCAUCGGAAUUGGCCAGCUAAUGGAGGAUUGUUUUGUUUAUUUUAGUUGUACUGCACUGGGCUGCUGAAUUGCUUGAGUUCUGUCUCCUCCUUUUAUCUUCUUCUCUCUGUGUCUUUGAGUUUUUUGUUUAAUAUUGAAUUUAGAGAAUUUAAGCUGGCCACCGAUGGUUUUUUGUUUACAGAUCAAGUAGCCCUGAGGAUAUGUACCUUUUAAGUAAAUUAUUUGUUCAUUUUGCUGACAAAA
Phoenix dactylifera (date palm) is the source of this 2938-nucleotide messenger RNA. The record is from RefSeq and is a predicted model, not a curated record. Lineage: Eukaryota; Viridiplantae; Streptophyta; Magnoliopsida; Arecales; Arecaceae.